Varroa destructor (honeybee mite) is the source of this 1321-nucleotide messenger RNA. RefSeq lists its product as uncharacterized. NCBI's taxonomy places the organism in Eukaryota, Metazoa, Arthropoda, Arachnida, Mesostigmata, Varroidae. The record is from RefSeq and is a predicted model, not a curated record. Gene Ontology annotation, molecular function: BMP binding; receptor ligand activity. Gene Ontology annotation, biological process: animal organ morphogenesis.
AUCUCUUUCGAAGUGAUCAUCGCUAGUCGAACGCAUAUAUUGGAAACAGCAAUCGGACGUUAGAGGUGCUGAGCGAAAGAACCGUAUCUUCCUUCAGAAAUGCUCAGAUUUUCCUUGCUCAGGAGGUGAACAGUCUUCAGCAUAACUAUGGAAAUCAGGAUCGUGGUGAUACUGAUAGCUACUGUGACCAUGGUCAAGAGCAGUCAACCGAACAUAAAAAAGUCUACGCACAUGGCAUUCUACAAGUGGAUUUCGCCUCGGCCUGAGGAAAUCAUUAGAUUCGAGCCUUCCCCUGAUUUCCCUGCAGGCACUUUGGUCUCACCCGCGUUUCAGAGCGGCAGCCACAACAAAGAAGCUAGAACAGAUGAUAAUGAGUUCGUACCUCAAAGUCCGGAGGAAGCGGAACGCUAUCAAAUGUACCAAACCUUUGUACGUCAAAUGAGAAACAGAAAAGCGCGUGCGUCCCGCCGACGCUGCACUAAUCCUCCCUGUCGACGUGGGACCAGCCGUCUGCUCAAGAACCUUAGCGCCAAACUUCCAAAUGUCAUCAAGUUAGAAGACGAACCGAAAGAAAAAGAGAUUAACUUGUUAGAUCUUCUCCAGGAGAACGAAGCCCCCUCAUCCGUUCUUAUGGGCAGAGACAGAGUAAGGCGAAACUUCUGUCUCACCAAAGCGUUCACUCAAACCAUUCAAGUUCGCGGUUGUCAUCCUAAGAAGAUCAUUAACAGCUUUUGUUAUGGCCAAUGUAACUCGUUUUUCAUUCCCACUCUAAGCGGCAGCACAAAUUCACCAGUGAAAACGUGUGAAUUUUGUAAGCCAUUAAAGACGCACAUGCUCAAGAUUAAUCUGGUGUGCCCUAGCAGGGCCGAGGGCAUGCACACGGUGCACGUUGAAAAGGUCUUGUCUUGCUUGUGCAACAGCGCGCCUCAGGAAGAGCCGAAUGGGGCAAUUGACGUAUAGAAAGCUGUUAGCUAUAGGUGAACAUCACGUAACGAUAAGCCUUCAGCGAUUGCGUUAGAAGUGAAAUAUUCGUGCACUCUAUCUAGUCUGUGAUAUACGAUGGCUCUAUCUUGUAGAAACUUAAUCUGCAAUCUUUUGCGAACUACGACGCUCUAGGAUAAUCAUUCUAAGCUACUGCUCGCAGCCUGUAAAUAGUCCUGUACAUAUGAACAAUGCCACAGAAUUUGUGCCGAGACGCUGCAACUGCGGUGGCGGAUAGACAUGCGGAUUAAGGUGCCAGUUAGCCUAGAGGCAAACGACAAAGUGUGUCAAUUUUUUUGUCAGAUAGACAAAAAGCGCAGUCUUGAAAUGAUACAUAAAU